Molecule: messenger RNA, 1785 nt
Organism: Cinclus cinclus
Lineage: Eukaryota; Metazoa; Chordata; Aves; Passeriformes; Cinclidae
Gene: CERK
Product: ceramide kinase
Exons: 13
Coding region: 1-1632 (543 amino acids)
Molecular function (GO): kinase activity
Source: RefSeq, a predicted model, not a curated record
AUGGAGCGCGUCCCCGGCGGCCGGCGGCCCCGGCUGGUGUCCUCGCUGGGGCUGGGGCGGUGCUCCUGGGAGGUCACCUUAGACGAGGAGCGGGGGCGGCUGGCCUGGCGCGACCCCCGCCCGCCGCGCCGCGCCGGCGAAAACUGUUUUGUACCAAUCUCUGAAAUCAUUGCUGUAGAAGAAACGGAGUUUAACAAGAAACAACGUAACAUUGGCAGGUGGCAAAAAAUGGCCAAGCUACAUGCUUUCACAGUGUAUUAUGUGAAGAGAUCCCGGAAUCACCGCUGGCGGUGCAGUGAUCUGACAUUUUGGUGUGUUGAUGAGCAUUUAUGUAAUCAGUGGACACAGGCACUGAAGGAAUUACUUGAAAUGCUGAAGUCCAGACCAAAGCAGCUGCUUGUGUAUAUUAAUCCCUAUGGAGGAAAAAGACAAGGGAAGAGGAUUUAUGAACAGAAAGUUGCUCCACUCUUCAAUCUGGCUUCUAUAUCCACUGAUGUUGUUAUAACUGAACAUGCCAACCAUGCUAAGGACAACUUAUUUGAAGUUAAUAUUUAUAAAUAUGAUGGUGUUGUUUGUGUUGGUGGGGACGGCAUGUUCAGUGAAGUGAUGCAUGGUCUCAUUGGAAGAAUGCAGAAGGACUCUGGCAUAGACCAAAAUAAUCCCAAAGCAUCGUUAGUCCAGUGCAAUAUAAGGAUUGGCAUAAUUCCUGCUGGAUCAACAGAUUGCAUAUGCUAUUCAACUGUUGGCAUUUCUGAUCCAGUAACUUCAGCUCUUCAUAUUAUUGUAGGUGACUGUCAGCCUCUGGAUGUCUCUUCUGUACAUCACAACAACACGUUUUUGAAAUACUCUGUGUCAUUGCUGGGUUAUGGUUUUUAUGGAGAUAUAUUAAAAGAUAGUGAAAAGAAGCGGUGGAUGGGUCCAAUGAGAUAUGACUACUCAGGCUUCAAGACUUUUCUUUCUCAUCAUUAUUAUGAAGGAACAAUUGCUUAUCAGCCAGCAAAACACACGCAUGGAUCUCCACGAGAUAAAGAGAGCUGCAGAAUGGGAUGUUACAUUUGCAAGAAAAGUGAGAAACAGCUGGCAGAACAGACCAAGGAACAUGGAUUAAAGCAUGAAGAAGGUGAAGAAGAAUGGAAGGUUAUAAAAGGGAAAUUUCUUGCCAUCAAUGCUGUAAAUAUGAGCUGUGCCUGUCCACGAAGUCCAAAAGGUCUUUCACCAGCAGCUCAUUUGGCAGAUGGUUCAGCAGACCUCAUUCUGGUUCGGAAAUGCUCCAGAUUUGAUUUUCUACGGUAUCUUGUGAGACACACAAACCAGGAUGAUCAGUUUGACUUUCCAUUUGUAGAUGUUUAUCGAGUGAAGUGUUUUCAAUUUACAUCAAAGCUUUCAGAAGACAAUGAAAGCAAUGUCAUGGACAUAGGAAAGAAACGUUUUGGCCAGUUCUGCAGAGAUCAUCCAGCCUGUUGCUGUAAUAUUGUUAAUAGCACCUGGAACUGUGAUGGAGAAACUCUGGAUAGUUCAGCAAUUGAAGUGAGGGUUCACUGCCAGUUAAUGAAGCUGUUUGCAAGGGGAAUUGAGGAAAACUCUAAAGAUGAAGCUGCCUACAGCCAGAGUAGCAUUGAACAAUUAUUAUAGACAUUGUUCCUCCAAUGGGGAGAAGAAAAAUUAAAAGCUCAAGGAAAUUGAGUAAAUAUGCAUUUUAGUCAAAUUGACAAGUAUUUUAAACUUCUAGAUUUUAUUUUUAUGGCUUCACUAUAAUUUUAGACAUCUUACUGCAUUGUGUAUUUU